CGGGAUUAGAGGCUGAUUGGCGAAGGGGAGGGCGGUCUCGGCCCUCGCAGCCGCGUCGCAUUCCUUCUCGGUUCUUCCUCCUAGUACCGCUGCUGGAAUGGCGCUGAGCCUGACCGUCAACCCCGGCGAUCUGCCUCUCGGAGCAUUGCUGACUGUAGAACAUGUAAAGGAUCAUGUUAAAAUUUCAGUUGAAGAAGGCAAAGAAACCGUUCUACGGAUAUCUGACCAAGUUACAUUCACUGAUGUGAAUUCUAUAGUUCGUUAUCUGGCUAGAAUUGCCACAUCUGCUGGAUUGUAUGGAUCCAAUUUGCUGGAACAUACUGAGAUUGACCAUUGGAUGGAGUUCAGCACCACAAAACUGUCCACUCCCACUGAGUUUGCUUUAGCCAUCCAAGAGCUCAAUAACUCCCUCUCUCUCAGAACCUAUUUAGUAGGCAACUGUUUGAGCCUUGCAGAUUUCAGUGUUUGGGCAGCAUUAAAAGGCAACAAUAUAUGGCAGGAGCAGUUACCUCAAAAUAACGGCCCUGUUCAUGUAAAACGCUGGUACAAGUUUCUUGAAGCACAAAAUAGUUUUCAAUCUGUAGAUUCCAAAUGGACUGCAGGAGACACUGUUCGAAAAAUAAAAGUGACAACAGAAAAGAAACAAGAUAUUGGAAAAUUUAUUGAUCUCCCAGGUUCAGAGAUGGGGAAAGUCAUUGUUAGAUUUCCUCCUGAAGCAAGUGGCUACUUGCAUAUUGGUCAUGCAAAAGCUGCUUUGUUGAAUCAGCAUUACCAGGUCACCUUCAAGGGUAAAUUGAUCAUGAGAUUUGAUGAUACAAAUCCAGAGAAAGAAAAAGAAGAUUUUGAAAAGGUGAUCUUGGAAGAUGUUGCAAUGCUUCACAUUAAGCCUGAUCAAUUUACAUAUACCUCUGAUCAUUUUGAAAAAAUAAUGAAAUAUGCUGAGAAACUCAUUCAUGAAGGAAAGGCUUAUGUAGAUGACACACCAGCAGAACAGAUGAAAACGGAGAGAGAACAGAGAAUAGAAUCUAAACACAGGAAUAAUUCUGUUGAGAAGAAUUUUCAAAUGUGGGAGGAAAUGAAAAAAGGAACAGAAUAUGGGCAGACCUGCUGUCUACGAGCAAAAAUUGAUAUGAACAGUAAUAAUGGAUGCAUGAGAGAUCCAACUCUUUAUCGUUGUAAAAAUCAGCCACACCCACGUACUGGAAAUACAUACAAUAUUUACCCUACGUACGACUUUGCCUGCCCCAUAGUGGACAGUGUAGAAGGUGUUACUCAUGCAUUAAGAACAACAGAAUACCAUGAUAGAGAUGAGCAAUUCUACUGGAUCAUUGAAGCCUUGGGAAUAAGGAAACCCUACAUCUGGGAGUACAGCCGUUUAAACCUCAACAAUACUGUGCUUUCUAAAAGAAAGCUCACUUGGUUUGUCAAUGAAGGUCUGGUAGAUGGCUGGGAUGAUCCAAGAUUUCCAACUGUUCGUGGUGUCCUUAGAAGAGGUAUGACAGUAGAAGGACUGAAACAGUUUAUAGCUGCACAGGGAUCUUCAAGAUCAGUUGUGAACAUGGAAUGGGAUAAAAUUUGGUCAUUUAAUAAAAAGGUUAUAGACCCAGUGGCACCUCGGUUCACUGCAUUGCUAAAGGAUGAAAUAGUCACCGUAAAUAUUCCUGAGGCUCAAGAAGAGAUGAAAGAAGUGGCUAAACAUCCAAAGAAUGCUGAAGUUGGCUUGAAGCCUAUAUGGUAUAGCCCCAAAGUACUGAUUGAUGGAGCAGAUGCAAAGACGUUGACAGAAGGAGAAAUGGUUACAUUUAUUAACUGGGGCAACAUAAUCAUCACCAAAAUACACAAGAACCUCACUGGGAAAAUCACAUCUAUGGAUGCUAAAUUAAAUUUGGAGAAUAAGGAUUACAAAAAAACUACUAAAAUCACCUGGCUAACAAAAACCUCUUCUGCUUCUCUCACUCCAACAAUUUGUGUGAACUACGAACACUUGAUCACCAAGCCUGUCUUAGGCAAGGAGGAAGACUUCAAACAGUACAUUAACAGAAAUAGCAAACAAGAAGAACUGAUGUUAGGUGAUCCUUGCCUAAAAGAUUUGAAAAAAGGAGACAUCAUUCAGCUUCAGAGAAGAGGCUUUUAUAUUUGUGAUCAACCAUAUGAGCCUAUUAGUCCAUAUAGCUGUAAAGAAGCCCCAUGCAUUUUGAUUUAUAUUCCUGAUGGGCAUACAAAAGAAAUGCCAACAUCCGGCUCAAAGGAGAAGACCAAGUCAGAAACAGCAAAGAAAGAGGUUGGUACUGCAGUGAAAGGUCAUUCUUCACUUGGGGCUGAUGUUUCUGCUACUUCGGUUUCGGCUUCAGCCCAGGAUCCCUUAGCUCUUUACAAGAGGGUGUCUGCUCAGGGUGAUAUAGUCCGCGAUUUGAAGCAGAAGAAAGCAGCAAAGGAGGACAUCGAUGCUGCUGUGAAACAACUCUUGGCUCUGAAAGCAGAAUACAAGGAGAAGAUUGGUCAAGACUACAAGCCAGGAAGUCCUCCAGUUGCAGCAGUUCCCAUCCAGUCAUCCAAAUGUGAGGUUGCUGCCAUUACCAAUGUAGACAGCAAAAUUCUUUAUGAUAAUGUAGCUGAGCAAGGAGAAGUGGUCCGAAAACUUAAAGCAGAAAAAGCUUCCAAGGAUCAUAUAGAUGCUGCAGUAAAAGUGCUUCUUUCUCUAAAGGCAGAAUAUAAACAAAAGACAGGUCAAGAUUAUAAGCCUGGAUAUCCACCAGCCACUCCUCUUCCUCCUUCCUCCUUGUCUUAUGCUUCUGAUUCUACUUCUUUAACUAUGAAUGGUUUGACAUCUUCUAGCCAAAUAGAUGAAAAAGCUCUAUAUAGUAAAGUAGCUGAACAAGGCGAGGUAGUGCGGAGACUCAAAGCAGAAAAGGUUUCCAAGGAUAAAGUGGAUGAAGCUGUCAAACUGCUCCUUUCCUUAAAAGCAGAAUAUAAAGAAAAGACUGGGCAGGACUAUAAACCAGGACAGUCGGCUUCAUCUCAGACAUCUGACUUAAAGCACCCAAAAAGCACAGAAACCAGUAGUCCUGGCUCUCCAGAAGCACAAGUUCUCUUUAACCAGGUUGCUCUCCAAGGUGAAGAGGUUCGAAAGUUAAAAUCGGAGAAGGCAGAAAAGGAUAAAAUUGACACUGCAGUACAAAAACUACUUCAGCUGAAAGCUCAGUACAAACUCUUAACAGGAGUGGACUACAAACCAAUUUCUACAACUGGUGCAGAAGAUAAAGACAAGAAGAAGAAGGAGAAGGAGAACAAAUCUGAAAAGCAAAAUAAGCAACAAAAACAGAAUGAGGGACCGAAGAAAGGAAUGCAGAAAGACCAAGGAAGUAAUUACAAUCUGUCUUCUGAUGGACCAGGGGAUGGUCAAGGGCCUAAGAAACAAACAAGAUUGGGUCUAGAAGCUAAGAAGGAAGAAAAUCUAGCUGAAUGGUAUUCUCAGGUAAUUACUAAAUCAGAGUUGAUUGAAUACUAUGACGUCAGUGGCUGCUACAUCCUCCGUCCAUGGGCUUUUUCAGUAUGGGAAUCUAUCAAGGACUUUUUUGAUAGUGAAAUAAAGAAACUUGGAGUGGAAAACUGCUACUUCCCCAUGUUUGUUUCUCAAGCUGCAUUGGAAAAAGAGAAGACACACAUUGCAGAUUUUGCUCCGGAGGUUGCCUGGGUUACCAAGUCUGGCAAAACAGAGCUGGCAGAACCAAUUGCUGUACGUCCUACUAGUGAAACAGUAAUGUAUCCUGCAUACGCAAAAUGGAUUCAGUCCCACAGAGAUCUUCCAAUCAAGCUUAAUCAGUGGUGCAAUGUUGUAGUAUUGCAGAUUCUUGAUCUAUACGCUCGCAUAUAUGAAGAACUUCUUGCAAUUCCUGUUGUGAAAGGAAGAAAGACAGAAAAAGAAAAGUUUGCAGGUGGCGACUACACCACAACAAUUGAGGCAUUUAUAUCUGCAAGUGGGCGAGCUAUCCAGGGAGCAACAUCUCAUCACUUGGGACAGAAUUUUUCAAAGAUGUUUGAGAUUGUCUUUGAAGAUCCCAGAAUACCGGGAGAAAAACAAUUUGCUUAUCAAAAUUCUUGGGGUAUUACAACCCGUACCAUUGGUGUUAUGACCAUGAUUCAUGGAGAUAACAUGGGUUUGGUGCUGCCACCUAGAGUAGCAUGUUUUCAGGUGGUGAUUAUUCCUUGUGGUAUCACUAAUUCCCUUUUGGAAGAAGAGAAAGAGGCUUUACUGACAAAAUGCAAUGAAUAUUGUAAGAGAUUGCGCAUUGCUAAUAUCCGUGUGCGAACUGACUUGAGAGACAACUAUUCACCUGGCUGGAAAUUCAACCACUGGGAGCUUAAGGGUGUUCCAAUCAGGCUUGAAGUGGGACCACGUGAUAUGAAGAAUCAUCAGUUUGUAGCUGUUAGAAGGGACACAGGAGAAAAAUUGACCUUUUCUGAAAAUGAAGCAGUGAACCAGCUCAGCCAUGUUCUGGAAGAAAUCCAUCUUAAUCUUUAUAACAGAGCUGCUGAAGAUCUUAAGAGUCAUAUGGUGGUGGCUAAUUCCAUGGAAGAGUUUCAGAAACAGCUUGAUUCUGGAAAGAUAGUGCAGAUUCCUUUCUGCGGAGAAAUAGAAUGUGAGGAUUGGAUCAAAAAAACAACUGCCAGAGAUCAAGAUCUUGAACCUGGCGCUCCAUCCAUGGGAGCAAAAAGUCUCUGCAUCCCCUUUAAACCACUUUGUGAGCUGCAGAAUGGAGCAAGAUGUGUCUGUGACAAGAACCCUGCAAAGUUUUACACUCUCUUUGGACGCAGUUAUUAAAUUACCGUUGGAAAUGAUAGUUUCCUUAUAUUUCAACUCAACUUUUUAAAUUAAAGACUGAGAUGUUUCCUGAUACUAUCCAGGUUUUUUGUUGUUAUUUUUUAAAAUAGCAACUAACAAAGCCAUAGAGAGUCAUAUCCUUCAGUGCAACUUGCAGUAUUGCAUAAACCUUUCUGUAAACAGUAUCUCUAUAAUAAAUAAGUAUUGUCAUCUA
Molecule: messenger RNA, 5036 nt
Organism: Ahaetulla prasina
Lineage: Eukaryota; Metazoa; Chordata; Lepidosauria; Squamata; Colubridae
Gene: EPRS1
Product: glutamyl-prolyl-tRNA synthetase 1
Exons: 32
Coding region: 98-4822 (1574 amino acids)
Biological process (GO): prolyl-tRNA aminoacylation; translation; glutamyl-tRNA aminoacylation
Cellular component (GO): methionyl glutamyl tRNA synthetase complex; cytosol; cytoplasm
Molecular function (GO): proline-tRNA ligase activity; ATP binding; glutamate-tRNA ligase activity
Source: RefSeq, a predicted model, not a curated record